UCUGUCCGGUUGCUGGAUUUGUAAAAACGGAUACAUCAGCGAGUCGCUGUAGGGCGCCGUCGGACAUGCCUUGUUUACGGUGAGCUGGGAACAAAACCCCGCGGUUCAGCCUAACGUUUCAGAAUAAACCUCCGUCCAAGAGAUUAUUAAAAGAAGGCCAGACAAGGAAAAAGAGAGAGAGAGCAAGGGGAUGUUGACUUAUCCCUCUGACUCGCUCCCUCAGAUAGUUUUUCCAAUGGAUGAAGAUGCUAUUUCCCCAAACCCUUUCUGUAGUGCACCUCCCCACAGUGAACCUCCACCACCUCUCCUCCCCCUUUCCUCCAUCACUCCCAGUUUUGCAAAAGAUGGAAUAUCUGGGCACAGAAGGAGUGGUCGCAUUCAAGGGAUCCGAGCGCAAACGUCUAAAAAGCAGAGCAACACAUACAGCGGAGCAACUCGGAAACCAUCCAGACAGAUUCCGUCCCCCACCAAGAGACGAGAGAUUGGAAGCAUGGUGCAAGUGUCACAGUCCAAGCUGUCGAGAGUUGAAAGCACACAAGUACAUGAGAAACAAAACAAGGACGGAUUUGAUUUCAGUUUUGCAGCAGAGUGCCAAAAUGAGAAAACGGACCAGAAAAGCCCGCAGAAGAAAUCAAACAUCUCUGCUGCAGAAAAUGUAGUUGAGCAGGUGGCUGACAAUACCGGACAGAAUCUUGAUGGUACUAAAUCUGACAUGGAUUCAUGUGGGGGCAUGGCUUUUGGACACACUGUUGAAAAUGCAUCUGCUCCAAAGGGAUGGGUGAUCGGGCCAUUGAUUCAGUCAUUCAAGUCGAAGAUGGCCAGUUUCACAGAGAUUGUCAUGAGUCCUGUUAAACUCUUCAGAGCUAAUAGUCCUCCAUUGUCCAUGGAACAUUCAGACAAACUCACUGAAUGUGAGCUACAGGCUGAUGAAACAUCUUAUGUUGAGCCAAGCAAUAUGUUUCAGCCAGUGGGACAAAGUGAGAAUCGGAAUCAGGAGGCUGAAGCUAAUCAGCAGUGGCGUAGUGAUAUAGAAAUUGCACAAAAAGGGAAAACCGGUGCUCUUAAAUAUUCUAAAAAAUUAGCGUUUGAUGUGGAUUUGUCAACCCACAGCUCUGAACAGGGUGAUGAAUGUGCAAUAACUCGUGAGGAAAAAAACUCACCGGAUUCUGUGCCUUUGCAAGACAGUCCCUUACCCUGCAUUGUCUCCAAACAAGUUUCAGAAUCUGUUGGGUCAGUGAUUAGGUCCUCUAUACUUUUAGAACCCUCCAUCAAUUUAAGUGCCUCACGUGAAUCCAAGUUGAAGAUAUCCAGUGCAAUGGAGGAACAAGACAAGCAGCCUGUCUGGCUGAAACCACUGCCUAGAAAACGUACGGGAAAUAGAUGUGAAUCAAAGGAAGUUAUUUCUAAGCCUCUAACAUCUGAAGUCAUAAAGGAGGAGUCUGACCUAGAGGUCAGUGAGCAGCUUUCUCAGAAGAACUCAGUCAAAUCAAACAAAGCUAACUCAACUAAUACUGACCAAACUCAGUCAUUAUCAUCUUCAGUCUGUUACACUCAACUUGAAACAAACUGUCUUCAGCCUGAUGAUAAUGAUGAUUAUGAUGUCAAGAAAAUGGAAAGUUGCGGCUUGGUUAGACAAAGCCUCUGGAAUAACGUAAAUGAUAGUGCUAAUGGAAGGACACUAAAGCCCACUUUGGAUGCUCAGCAGCUGGAAAAUCACCUAAACCCUGAUACUUCUUCAGCUGCAGGUCUCGGUAGAUCAAAGAGGGGGCUGAAACUGUCCUGUCAUUCCCAAGAACUGGUGAAGAGGAAAAAACUGACAGGAGAUAUAUGUUCAGAGGAUACAAAAAGCCAACAUUUGUUAAACGUGGCUUCAGAUCUUGGCUUAUUGAGAGGACUGAGACCACCAAGAAAGGAAGGUGUGUCGACAAACACCAUUGUAGACAGGGAAGAAAGACUGAAGCCUCUUAGAAAAAGACAGGCUGUUUCAACAAGAGCAAAUACGAAAGGAAAAGGAGAACAGGAAAUUCUUCCUACGAUAAAUGAAGCAGUGUUAAACACACAGACUGAAAGUUCACCUGAUGCUAUGUUGGUUUGCUCACUGGAUAAAAUCAGUGGUGUGUCAGAGAACAACCAAAAGGGCAGCUGCAGCAGCAAGACUAAGCCUAGUGGUUCAUGUAAAAGACUUAAAACAAGAACAGGUCUUAGUAAACCAGAUGUAAACAUUGACAGUAUGGAUCUGGAAACCACCGUGGCAAUCACUUCUACCAGACAAGCCCAGCAGGAGCCGUUAUCAGAAAUCCUUGUGCGUCCUGAUAGAAAGCAGCUCCACAGCACAAGUAAGUGCAGGAAUACAAACAAGAAACCACUAAAGCGAAAAUUGCCAACCCAAGCGAGUUCAAUGACAGACUCAGACAGCACUUUGGUUUCUUCCUCAUCAGUACUUGUAUUGGAGCCAUUAGAACUCACACCCACAGAUUUGAACACCUCUCCGCCUGUUCAAAGAGAGGAGAACUUGAAAACAGGACUGAACCAGCCGUCCAAAAUAUCCAAAAAGGGUUUAAGAGGUGCUGUUACAUCUUCUCAGUCAGGUGGGACUCAAGAGACAAAGCAGUGUAUCAGUAAUCUUCAUUUGAUAACCAAAGAAAGCCAGUCUAAGGAAGGCAAAGGUAAAAUCUCAACGGACCCUGUAUAUUUUGAAAUGACACCUUUUGAAGGUAAUCACCAGCCGGUUCUUUCACUCUCCCAAUCUCAUUUAGAGUGUUAUGUGCAAUUAAAUAAUGAAGUUAAGCAAGUCCUAGAUGAGAAAGUAAAGAGUACUGUUCCUGUGGUGGUUGAGGUAUUUCACACUGACACUGGAGCCAGUAAUCACAGCAGCAUCAGUGACUCUAUGCUUAGGUCUAGUGCAAGAAGAGUUAACAUUAAGCCAAGGAGAGCAGAUAAACAAAGGAGAAGGUGCAGAGUUUUGCACAGUAGGUCACAUAAAGGUGAAGAGAUGACAAACUCGAUCACUAUGGAGGAUGCAGAUCUGGCUACAGUGGGUACUCGCUCAUCAGAAAACGGCUUUUCAAGGCGCCUGUUACGCAGCUACUCGUGCCCAGAGAUCCCCUCCCUCUGUCCCCAUGACACACCCUGGACGACUUCUUUGCAUUCACCACAUCACAGCAGGACUCACACGUCACACCAGCACCAGUCUUCCCACACUCCCUUUGUCCCUAAUGCGCACAAAUCCCUCCGGCGGGCUCGUCGACACACAGUCUGCAGUGUGGAGGUGGAGAGGGAGAUUGCUCCUCUGUGUCUUCGUAAGGAGGUGUACCCAUCCAGAAGAUCUGCCCCGUAUGACAGCUUCACCCAACACCUGUCUCCUUGUCUCGCACUUUCUCCAAGCACUUCCCUUUCGACUCUGGCGUCCUGUUUCCUGUCAAGCCCCCUGGCUUUCCUUUCCAAGAAAGUUGACAGCAGAGGAGCUGCUGCCAGCCCGAGCACUUCCACUCAUGUUUCCUCUCCCACCUCUUCCUCCUUUUUGACCUCCCCAUCGAGCUCCUCCACAUGGCACCUUCCAGGAUUCCUCCAAAGAAGUGACUCUUCUCGUAUUACCUCGGACACUAGUAGCAGUGGGAAUCCAUUGGAGUGUGAGAUUGAGAGAAGACAACAGAGUGAGGAGGAGGAUGAUGGUGAAGACACAAGCUCAUCCAGUCAGGAGUAUGAAGAUGUUGGGUUGAGAGAGGAAAAGGCCCUGUCUGAUUCUGAAAUCAAGGUGGUGCAAAAGCAUGAGGAACGAGGGAAGGUGUCGUCUAUCAGAAUUCGGAAAACUUUACCCAAACCUCAGAACAACCUGACACCCAUGGGCCUGCCAAAACCCAUCAGGCUGAAAAAGAAGGAGUUUAGUUUGGAAGAAAUUUACACCAAUAAGAAUUUCAACAAGCCCCCUGAAAGCCGGUUGGAGACCAUAUUCGAGGUACCUCUGAAUCGCCGGAAUGGUUCUGAGUCCUGGUUUGGCCAGAGACGUGUCAAACGAUAUUUAGAGUUCCUGGAGGUCGGCGAGGCCAGAAAACCAAAGAAGCCGCUCGUUGGUGUUGGAAAGGCAGGUAUCUCCUCUUCCAGGACCAGACGAGGGGGCUUCUCUAAAGACGAACCGUCCCUCAGCGUGCAGGAUGUGGACUCGCUGCUUUGUGCCAAGCUAGAUCAGUUGAAUUUGUGGUUGAUACAUGAUCAGAAAGACAGUUGACAGAUCUCUCUUAUAUGGCAAUAAUUUAGCAGCCAUUAAAAAAAAUACUGCAACGCUGUUUAUGACUAUUUCUAAUGUAUUUUCAAGAUGAAGAUUCAUAUGCGAGUCUGAAAGCUCAUUGGUUUUUUUUGUCAGGGCAAACAGUCUAUAAAUGUUGUGGUAACAAGUUAUUACUGAAGUAUUGCGUUUUCAUUCUGUGGAAUUUUUAGCCUGCAUAAGUUUGUUACAGUAAGUUGCUUUAUUAUCAUCACAGCACUCAAACCCCUGCCGUCCAUUUUUCCUGUUGGCCACUUGCCAUCAGCAUAAGGUGAAACCGUCUUGAAAGAAAAGUUGACGUCUUUGAUUUAACACCUGUACAGUGUCAUAGCAUAUUUUCAGUUUGUUAAAUCUCAAAACUUACCCACGGAUCAUUGCAAAUCUGCACAACCUCCCUAUAACGGUGAGUGAUGGUGGCGUUUUGCUAAUUACUGUUCCCUUUCAAAAAUGAUACUGCAGAUUGCGUCUUAUUUCUGUUGCGCUGUCUGUUUUGGAAGGAAGCAGUGUAUUAAAUAAGUAGUAGUGACAUGCAGCAUUAUUGUAAGUUAUUUAUAAGGCAGCUAUUUUUUAUUAAAUGCCGAAUAUAACUUUUAAACAUGCCAGCAAGAGAUUUGUUUUUGCUGCAACCAAUUUCAAAGCCAAGUUUCUGUCCAUGAAGUUAAUGUACAGUCAAGUGUGUCUGCAAAUAGCAUGGACUGUGUAAACCAUUUUAUUCAGCUCAGGGCAGACCCUGUUCAAGUAUCCAAUUAUUUCUGUUUUUUAAUUUUAUGGCAGAAGAGGUUUUUGUUUGUAUAAAAUAUAACAUGGAAACAAUACAGCACUCCAGAGAGCUUUAUUGUUCUCACAAUCAAUCAGAUUCUACCGCUGGUUGUCUUUUUAUUACCUGUGGUUCUCUGGAUUGUUUUGUGGUGUCUACAUUUGUAUUACAAAUGCAAAUGUAACUUCUUGAUAAACUGUCUAUGUAUGUAUGUUUGAUUGUUUGUUUUUUUCCAAAAUGAGGUUGCCUUAAAUGUAAGAUUUUCUGUUUUAAAUAGAUGUUUUGUAGGCGUAUUUGUAUCGUCGCUUUUUUUCUAUGAGGGCAUGUCAAAAUGGAUCAAGCAACUCUGAGCACAAAUGUUUUGUUGUUUUAUUAUAAAACUGUUUCUGUUAUAUGUUUGUAUAAAAGUAAAACAUAUUGAUACAUUUGACAUUAAUAAAGCUAAUAUGGUAACAAUGCAAUAAUACCAAGAUAAUGUUGGCACAACAAGAGCAGGAUCUCAUAAUGUUCUGAUGAAGCACUGCCAUGCCAUUUCAUUUCCAGUACAGACCCAAGCCUUCACAAACAGGUUAAUGUUACUACGUUUUAGAUUCACAGAUUGACUAAUUUAUUAACUUUUUUGUAUCUGCAAGUAUCUAAAAUUAAAUAUGUUAAAUUGUAAUAGCAUUUGAGGUGCCAAAAUAUUGAGCAUUGGGUCAUUACUGGGGGAGUGAAUAUUCUAAUCUUUAAUAUAUAAUGUGUAUGUAUCAUAUAGUGUUAUGUCUCACACUAUAGGUAAUGUUGGAUUUUUCUAUGGUCAUUUAGAAUUGGAAUUGUCCAUAUGUUCAUAUAUUGUUAAAUAAAUAUUACAGCGUAUAAGAAAACAUGU
Messenger RNA from Xiphias gladius (swordfish), 5886 nucleotides. RefSeq names its product proline rich 14 (gene prr14). The transcript is spliced from 11 exons. The record is from RefSeq and is a predicted model, not a curated record. The coding region runs from base 191 to 4225 and encodes 1344 amino acids. Lineage: Eukaryota; Metazoa; Chordata; Actinopteri; Istiophoriformes; Xiphiidae.